AUGUCUAUUACAAAGAUUCACGCCAGAGAGAUCUUUGACUCCCGUGGAAAUCCCACUGUUGAGGUUGAUCUUUAUACUGCGAAAGGUCUCUUCAGAGCUGCUGUACCCAGUGGUGCAUCAACUGGUAUCUAUGAGGCUCUGGAGCUCCAGGACAAUGAUAAGACUAGGUAUCUGGGGAAAGGUGUCUCAAAGGCUGUUGAGCACAUCAAUAAAACUAUUGUGCCUGCCCUGAUUAGCAAGAAACUGAAUGUUGUGGAACAGGAGAAGAUUGACAAGCUAAUGAUUGAGAUGGAUGGAACUGAGAAUAAAUCAAAAUUUGGUGCCAAUGCCAUUCUGGGAGUGUCUCUUGCUGUCUGCAAGGCUGGAGCCGUUGAGACGGGGGUCCCCCUGUAUCGGCACAUUGCUGACUUGGCCGGCAAUUCUGAAGUCAUUCUGCCAGUUCCCGCUUUCAGUGUCAUCAGCGGUGGCUCUCAUGCUGGCAACAAGCUGGCUAUGCAGGAGUUCAUGAUCCUCCCUGUCGGAGCAGCAAGCUUCAAAGAAGCCAUGCGCAUCAGGGCUGAGGUUUACCACAACCUGAAGAACGUCAUCAAGGACAAGUACGGCAAGGAUAUCAAGACAGGUGCACCUUGCCGAUCUGAGCGCUUGGCCAAGUACAACCAGAUCCUCAGAAUUGAAGAGGAGCUGGGCAGCAAGGCUCGGUUUGCUGGCCAGAAGUUCAGAAACCCUCUCGCCAACUAA
Messenger RNA from Elephantulus edwardii (Cape elephant shrew), 738 nucleotides. Its product is annotated as alpha-enolase-like. The transcript is spliced from 2 exons. Gene Ontology annotation, molecular function: phosphopyruvate hydratase activity; magnesium ion binding. The coding region runs from base 1 to 738 and encodes 245 amino acids. Gene Ontology annotation, cellular component: phosphopyruvate hydratase complex. The record is from RefSeq and is a predicted model, not a curated record. Gene Ontology annotation, biological process: glycolytic process. NCBI's taxonomy places the organism in Eukaryota, Metazoa, Chordata, Mammalia, Macroscelidea, Macroscelididae.